AUGUGUAGAAGUGCUGCCUUGAGUGAGGCAUAUGAGGCAAAUGAGGCAAAAAGUAACGUACUCGGCGGCGCAGCCUUGGCCAGUUUUCACAAUGAAGUUUUCAACGGCUGGACAAGUCAGCAUGCAGCUCAGACUACAUCCAUUCCACUCACGCUUUUCGAGAGUCUCAAGGCAUACUACGAAUUUUCCCAAGUCGUACAGACUAGUUUCGAUCGAUGUGAUCUCAUAGGUUACGCCGAUGCUGGCUUUGCUAAGCGCAGCGAUAAAGAUGAUGGUAACGAGGAUGAUGAAGAUUACGCAGAUGAUAAAGACGCUAACUGGACCAUCCGCGCAUAUCAUGCAUCCGGAUCUCGUCUUGACGACAAGCCCAAGAUGGUUAUCGAACAGGUCAAGUUCCGUCGGUGGUUUUAUACUUGGAAGAACAUGAAAUAUAUUGUUUAUCGAGCAAAUUACGAGGAUCCUAAGGGGUUCGGCACUUUGAAGUUACAGUUUAUACUUUCAGAUAAAGAAGAUGACCCCUCCGCUAGGGGUAUAGAUGCUUUGAUCCUAGCCGCCAGUGCCUGGACCCUAGAACUCCACGAAGAAAUAUAUGUCUUUGAUAGUCAAUUAUGGGUUAAAGACAAGAAUCUUUACGAAUCUGUUCAGGGCUCCUCGUGGGAUGAAGUCAUUCUCAAUAAAACGUUGAAGGCCAAUCUUAUCGCUGACGUGGAGAGCUUCUUUGAUAACCAGGCUUUGUAUAAGAAGCUUGCUGUGCCUUGGAAACGUGGGAUCAUUUUGCAUGGUGUACCAGGUAAGAAUUAUCAGGAUCUCCACUAUAUCAUGAACGUGCACUCUUUUGGAAUAAAUGUCGAUUUACAUCUCUCCGAUUCAAAAAUGAAAUGGCAAAACAAUCUCCAUCAAAGCCCUCAUGUCAACUCUCUCCUCUCGUCCUUCCCCUAUCCCAUCCCUCUACGUCAAAUCCUUCGACGUGAAUGCCACGGCCCAAAAUGGGCCAUCUCAACCAUCUUUCAAAAAGCCCGCAAAAUGGCUCCCUGUCUCCUUAUCUUCGAAGAUCUCGAUUCUCUCGUCACCGAGAAAACUCGUUCAUACUUUCUAAACGAAGUAGAUGGACUAGAAUCCAAUGAUGGAAUCCUCAUGAUCGGCAGUACGAAUCAUUUAGGAAAACUAGAUUCGAGUAUUAGUAAGAGACCGAGUAGAUUUGAUCGGAAAUACUGUUUUAGAGUUCCGAAUGAAGAAGAGCGGAGAGCGUAUGUAGAGUUUUGGAGGGGAAAAUCGGGAGGGGAUGAAGGGGAUAUGGUUGAUUUUGGAGAGGAUGUGUGUUCGCUGAUUGCGAAGAUGACGGAAGGAUUCAGUUUUGCUUACUUGAAAGAAAUGUUUAUUGUUACGCUUUUGAGUAUUGCAAGGAGUGCUACGGGAGCGGGGGAUGAUGGUGUUGAGGAGGAGAAGGAGAGUUUUACGACUGCUUCUACAUCUAUAUCUACAUCUACACCUACGGAUGACGGGGUAGUAUUCGAGAGAGACGAUAGCAUGGAAAGUGUUUUUCGCAAUUUUCAACCUACUACUUGCGACACCGAGCAAACAGCCGAGCAAACAGCCGAGCAAACAAAGCCUCGGAAGACUCUUCCAAAAGUAGACAUUCCUGAACAUCUCAUAAAUAACGUGUUUCUCAACGCACUUGUGGCGCAAGCGAAGAUGCUGGUAGAGGAAAUGGAUAGUACGGAUGAACUUAUGGGGGUGGAGAAGGUUCCUGGUUUGAGUGGGAUGGGUGGUGCGAUGCAUAUUGGGAUGGCGAGGGCGAGGGCGGGGAUGGGAGGGUGUUGA
Molecule: messenger RNA, 1821 nt
Organism: Botrytis porri
Lineage: Eukaryota; Fungi; Ascomycota; Leotiomycetes; Helotiales; Sclerotiniaceae
Exons: 3
Coding region: 1-1821 (606 amino acids)
Biological process (GO): protein import into peroxisome matrix
Cellular component (GO): peroxisomal membrane; cytosol
Molecular function (GO): ATP binding; ATP hydrolysis activity
Source: RefSeq, a predicted model, not a curated record